AUGGAUAGCGACCAGCUUAUUGAGUCACAGGCUGAGCCAGGAAGCCUCACUGCCGGUAUACAGGAGUUCGUAUUCUUUCGCUCGUCGAUCUUUUCCGACCUCAAAAUCAUCUCCAAGGACCAAGAGUUCAAAGUGCACAGACUGAUCAUCUGCGGGCAGUCGGCCUAUUUCGCUCGCCUGUUCAACCACAACUGGAAGGAAGUAGAGGAGAGCGUCGUGCGCCUUGAAGAUGAUGAUCCCCGAGCCGUGGAAGCAAUGAUAAACUUCCUGUACGGAUUCGAUUAUAAUAGCAUCGGCCGUGACCGAGAGCGCGUUUCUCCAAUGCUGUUUCAUGCGAAGGUCUACCAGGUUGGUGACAAAUACGACGUCCCGAAGCUCAAAGAGCAAGCAAGAACGGAGUUUGCAGCGGCGAUACAAACAGACUGGGACAUGGACGAUUUUCCUCUUGCUAUUGCGGGCGCUUACUCGACCACGCCCUCAGGAGAUCGAGGCCUUCGCGACCCUCUGGUCGACACAUCCCUGGGAAAUAUCAGUGCCUUAUUGGAAAAGGAGGGCUUUAUACAGGUGCUGAGGGAAACUGUCGGGUUCGCUGCUGAUCUUGUUCAGAAGCAGAACAACCCGAGUCGGAUGAAAAGGUAUCGGUGUCUCAUUUGUUGCAAAGAAUGGGAAAUGUUGAAAAGCGAGUUUGCAAAUCGUUGUCCAUUUUGUGGAAAACGGAGGGACUGGGAAGAGUUUAUCGUCCUUUAA
Molecule: messenger RNA, 747 nt
Organism: Aspergillus clavatus NRRL 1
Lineage: Eukaryota; Fungi; Ascomycota; Eurotiomycetes; Eurotiales; Aspergillaceae
Product: BTB/POZ domain protein
Exons: 3
Coding region: 1-747 (248 amino acids)
Molecular function (GO): protein binding
Source: RefSeq, a predicted model, not a curated record